AUGCAACAACACUCAUCUUUCCCAAUCUAGAAUUUAUUUUCUCUCCUUCCGGAUAAUCAAAUUUUCUUCUAAACUAAUCAAAGAUGUCGCUAGCUAUUGCAGAGGUUUACACGGUCAGGAAGUUUCACAAAGAGAGUAUGAAGCAACCGGGGAAACCGGCGGUUUCCGGCGACGGAGACGACAAGAUCGUCGGAGGAGCCAUGAAUACGCCUGUGAAACAGAGUGGUUCUAGAAGAUUCGGACGGUGGUUUGUUGGAAAGCCGGGAAUGAAGAAAACCUCUGCCAAAGUUUCGGAUCCCAUGACGAUUGAGUGAAAGUUUUCUCUUAUUUUCUUAUCUUUCUUUUCUUUAUUUUGUUUUAUUUUCAGUUUUCAUGUAUCCUUUUUUUCCGACGUACGCUUUUUCUAGUUUCUUCUCUCUCUCUCUUUUUUUUUUUCAUUUUCUUUAUUGUGUAAUUUCAUAAAUAGUUGGUAAACGUUGUAAGUAUAACUUAAAAUAUUAGCAAAACAUAUAUAUGUAGAA
Molecule: messenger RNA, 521 nt
Organism: Eutrema salsugineum
Lineage: Eukaryota; Viridiplantae; Streptophyta; Magnoliopsida; Brassicales; Brassicaceae
Exons: 1
Coding region: 84-314 (76 amino acids)
Source: RefSeq, a predicted model, not a curated record